UGCCGCGUGUCCCGGCGCAGGAUGGAGCAGGCGGGGGACGCGCUCGAGGAGGUGCUGAGCAAGGCGCUGAGCCAGCGGAGCCUCACCCUCGGCGUCUACGAGGCGGCCAAGCUGCUCAACGUGGACCCCGAUAACGUGGUGCUGUGCCUGCUGGCGGCCGAGGAGGAGGAGGCGGGGGACGCGGCGCUGCAGAUCCACUUCACGCUGCUGCGGGCCUUCUGCUGCGAGAACGACAUCAACAUCCUGCGCGUCAGCAACCCGGCUCGCCUGGCGGAGCUGCUGCUGCCGGCCGCGGGCCCCGAGCCGCCCGCCGACCUGCACUGCGUGCUCGUCACGAACCCGCAGGCGUCGCAGUGGAAGGAUCCAGCGCUGAGCCAGCUGAUGUGUUUCUGCCGGGAGAGCCGGUACCUGGACCAGUGGGUGCCGGUGAUCAACCUCCCGGAGCGGUGACCCCCAGCCCGGCCCCGCUGCCAGCCUUUGCCACUUGCUCAGGAAGGAACUCCCUGCCCCGGCUCCAGGAUUCCCCCGGGGGAGGGAGGAAAAAUAAAACACAAUAACAACUUUUUUUUUUUUUUUAAAAAAAAUAGAUAUAAAAUAAUAAAACUGAUGUCGUGGGGGAGGUUUGGCUGCAGUGGAGCGAUGCAGAGCGUGGGAGUCGGGAUGAAAACAAGGGAUGAGCCCAGCCUGACGUGCCCAGGGUGCCCUCACAAGAAUCCUCCUCACUCUUUCUGUCCUUAAGUGCCACUUAAAGUUCCUGCUUUAAACACCUUAACGAGCAAACAAGGUUAAUCGAGGCCUUUUGCCAGCAAUGCUGUUGUAUUUUUGGGAUGUUAAUUCUCACGUUUUUAUGCUAAGAUAUAUAAUAAUAAUAAUAAGUUAUUUUCUGAUAUUGAUGGAAAAAUUAUUUAUACUUGGAGGUCUGAGAACCGAAGUGCCCUCGUGCAGUUGGUCUGCAACCACAAAUCUUCUCCCAGUUGGCUGCAAAAGCAGCAUCAUUAAUAUAAUUAUUUGAAAUUUGAGUGUUUUUUGGGGUUCUGGUGUUCUUGUUUUGUGCUUUCUUUUUUUUUUUGAAAUAAAGUGUAAAAUCAAA
Parus major (Great Tit) is the source of this 1090-nucleotide messenger RNA. RefSeq names its product growth arrest and DNA damage inducible alpha (gene GADD45A). The record is from RefSeq and is a predicted model, not a curated record. Gene Ontology annotation, cellular component: cytoplasm; nucleus. The annotation marks the transcript as partial. NCBI's taxonomy places the organism in Eukaryota, Metazoa, Chordata, Aves, Passeriformes, Paridae. Gene Ontology annotation, biological process: regulation of cell cycle. The transcript is spliced from 3 exons.